Molecule: messenger RNA, 2017 nt
Organism: Mercenaria mercenaria
Lineage: Eukaryota; Metazoa; Mollusca; Bivalvia; Venerida; Veneridae
Product: cilia- and flagella-associated protein 45-like
Exons: 11
Coding region: 157-1815 (552 amino acids)
Source: RefSeq, a predicted model, not a curated record
CGGAAACGGAAAUUAAAGUGCGAGCAUGCAAGCGCAUGCGUGAUUGCCUUAACAACGGUGCAAAAUAACAACUGGGGCAGUUGAGUCUGUUUAUGAAAAAAUAGUAAAACCUUUUGCCAAGACCAGCUUUUUUAACCAGUAGGACUAGCAUUAAUUAUGCCCGGCAGUGCAAUUUCUGCUGCUGGAAGUUCAUCUUCUGCAUCCUCAAGACGAGGUAAAACCAAAAAUUACAGAGUGGUCAGUAACACAUCACAAGUGGAUGAGUCACUGUUUGGCCAGCCAAACCAUGUCACAAAAAGACAAGAAAUGUUGGACAACAAAUGGAAUGAUGACAACAAAAUUGAAGACCUUGCAAGAGAAAGAAGUUUUAAGAGGAACAAAAAGAACAACAAGAAAAAUAAAGAAACAGUUCAAGUCAUCACAAAGGAUCUUAUAAGAAAUUUGAUUGUUCCCACUGAGGAUCCAUCAGGGAAAUCUAUCAUUAUGCCACGUCAUGAGUUCUUCAGAAUUGUUCAAAAUUCAAAAGUUAUCACAAAAGAAGAGAGAGAAAGAAGAGAACAGAUGAUGAAGGAAGAGAAAGAGAGGGCUAUGGAGGAAAGCGCACAGCGUAAGAACCAGAUGAAGGCACUUGACCUGGAUCGUCGUCACAAUGAGAAACUGAAUGAUCUGGAGGAGGAAGCGAAGGAGAAUGCUGAGCACCUGUUGACCAAGGCUAACGAAAUGAGACAGGAACAGGAAGAUGAGAUUAAACAUUUAAAUGAGCUGAUUCUCAAUGCUAAAUGUCAUGCAAUCCGAGAUGCCCAAAUUCUUGAGAAAGGUCAUGUUCGUUCAGAGAUGGAUGAGGAAGAGAAACGUCUAGAUGUAAUGAUGGAGGUUGAUAGACAGAAUGCCAUCAAAAUACAAGAAGAAAUUGAGAGGAAACGGAAGGAAGAAAGACUGAUUGGUGCUGCAAAACUUCUGGAUCAAAUCACAGAGAAUGAGCAGGAGCGAUUGUUUGAACUUGAACGUAAAGAUCAGGAGAACAUACAGAUGCAAAGACAGGUUGAGAAGAUGAUGGAGGAAGACAGGAAUUCCCUUGAGAAAAGGAAAGAGGAACAAGAAGUAUUAAGGCAUGAUCUAAACAAGGCAAAUGAAGAGAUUUUAGCUCGCCGCGAAAUCAAGAAACAACAAGAAAAAGCAGAGGAGAUGAAGGUUAUAGAAUACAUGAAGCAGAAAGCUGAAAGAGAAGCUGCAUUUGAAAAGGAACAGGAGAGAAUUAGAAUACAGAAAGAGAAGGAAACAGCCAGGUUACGUGCUCUACAAGAACGUGCCCGUGAUGAGCAGGCAGACAGAGAUGCCCUACGUGCUAAGAGAGCACAGGAACAGGCUGAACGCGAAUGGAGGAAAAAGGAAGCUGAGAUGGCAAGGAAGAAGGCAGAGACAGAGGUUAUGUUGAUAGAUGCACGUAAAAACCAGAUGCAGCAGAAAGAACAUUAUCUUGCUGUCCAGGCUCAGAGGGAGAGAAACGAAUUUGAGAGAGUACUCCGGGCUCAAAAAGAAUUGGUUGAGAAAGAAAGGCGGGAAGAACUUGAGGCAAGAAAGAAACGCUUGGUACAUGCCGAUGAUGUACGCACCCAGAUCCGAGAAAAGGAACAAGUGCGUAUAGCAGAUAGAAAUGCCUUCUUUGAGGAGGGAGUUAAAUUGGAUGAGGAGGCCAGACAAAGGCGAGCAAAACUUGAGGACGUCAAGAAAAAGAAAUUAGAAAUGCUCAGAGCGGCUGGUAUACCUGACAAAUAUGUUACACAUGUUGCACAUAAAGUCAAUGUGCAUGCGUGAAACAUCAAAAGCAUAAUAAGAACUGCUGGUAUUCCAGAGAAGUACCUAAGUCAGGUUGAGAGAAAAAUUGCUGCCCCUCAACAUAUUAGUGCAUGAUGAGGAUCAUUGUAAACAUUUCAGGAACAUUUUAUUCGUUUCAUUUCUGUCUGUGAUAAUCAUAUAUUGUUUACUUGUUAACGGAUUACAGUUUUAUGAGAAAGGA